This is a messenger RNA of Porites lobata, 24916 nucleotides long. NCBI's taxonomy places the organism in Eukaryota, Metazoa, Cnidaria, Anthozoa, Scleractinia, Poritidae. The record is from the annotation of a GenBank genome assembly.
GGGAUUUCUGUACUUUGUAAGGCAACUGGGACCUGCAGCUGGCAUUCCAAAAAAACUGAUGCAGUUUGCCUCGAAGCUGCCUUGAUCGAAAAGAUACAGUCUGUACCUUCAUCAGCUAAGACUAUGCUUGCAGAUCUGGUUUCGAGCGUGGUUGGCCGAUCCUCAAAUCGCCCGAGGACUCUGAGUGGGCGCGCGGCAUCUGGCUUUGCGCGAAGGCAAUAUGCAUCUGAAAUUUAAUUGUGUGUUUUAAGUGUUUGAUUUUUAAUUUCUUCCGGCUAAAUAAUGGCGGACGACUCGUUUGUUGAACCAAAAGCAUCGGAAGAACCUUACACGAGGAUAAAGACCCUGGGAAGAGGAGCUUUUGGCGAAGCAGUUUUGUAUCGCAAAACGGAGGUAAGAAUAGAUUUGUUCAGUCUUCAGUUUAUAUCGCUGCAAGCAAAUAUCGCAAGCAAAAGGCAGCACGUAUUUCUUUCGCAGGGCUUUGGCUGCGGUUAUUAAAAAUAAUACUCUCGCAAAUUUUGCAUUUUUCGAGAAUAAUGUCAGCGCUUUUUUUGCGGUACACUUUUCUUAUCGCAAAAAAUUUCCCUUUCCAGCAGGGUUUAUACUGAAUGCGGGGGUUGCGAUAAUCGUUUCUCCCUUCCCGAGUAAUCGUGUUGUUAAUAAUUCAUUAUCCUCCAGUUGUUAGCAAGUUGAUGUCUCUUGACCUUUUAUUUCCUGUGGCAAUUAUUUUAAGUCGAAAGUUGUCUUGAAAAGCUGAAAUUAAACUGGUCUAAGCUUAAUUAAACUGGCUUAUCGAAGUGCGUCUUGAAUGAACAUUUUUCGCAUUUUUGGACUGUACUCUUUUGUAAUAAUUAUACAGCUUUCAGGUUUCUCAAAAGCUCGGAAAAAGGAUAUUUUUACCAUAGUUUUUUAUUUACGUUUGUGAAAAGUGAUACUAUGGGCAGUGUGCUACAUCAAAUUAUUAUUAAGCUUAUUAUUAUUAUUCUAAGUGUCAAAGAUCAAACAACAGCUGAUUUCUUGAAUUAUUAUUUUGAAAGAAUAGCUAAAUAUUUCGUAGUUUCAGAUAUUUAGUAAGGAGAAAACUCACACAAAAAAAGAAACAUGUGAAGGGAAUUUUGUAGUACGUAAAAUACUACACUAAGAAGGUUUGACAUCAUAUUUAUUACAUAGCUUUGGGGUAAUCAAGCAUGGAUUGUUUACCUUUAGUUUUAAGAGUUUAAUCAGCACUUGAAAGUUUAAAAAUGUCAGGCAUUCAUGUAUGGAUGGAGAGGAUCAAAAUAAUAUCUAUCUACUGUGGAUAAUCCUUUUGCAUGAAGGUGGUCAUUCCAGUAUUUUAAAAUUUGAUAUGUCUAGACAUUAGAGACCUUUAAAUUCAAGGACGACGAGGACCAUGAGUACAAGAUUUGACUUGAAGUUUUUUCUUGUCUUCUCAAAAUAUAGACCUCCCAGAAAGCUUCAUUUUACCAUUUUUCAGUAGAAAACUUAGCAUUGUUAACUUAAGUGAAGAAGGUUAUGCGCUCUCCCGAUCGCAAAAAUGAUAAAACUUCUAACAUUAAUUGAUACAUGUAUCUUGUUUCGCCACCACGACAUUCGCACGAAAACUCAUAGAAGAGUGACAAUGGCUACCACAUUUUCGCGCCAAAAUGACGCCGGCUUAUGCGCGUGCACUACUUAGUUUUGAGAAAAUCUCCUUCUCAUAGUCAUACUCGUCUUAAAUUCUAAAGCUGUCUAUUAAAUAUACAGAUGGUUCAACCAUCCCCAUCUUGUCACAGUUAAGGUUGGACAGUCUGCUUAUAAAUUAUAUCCGAUAAGAGAUGUAUUCUGGUAAAGUAGUACUUUACAUAGCAAUCUGAAUAUAACAGGGGGCAGAUCCUGGAUUUUUUUUAGGAGGGGGUGCACUCGUCUCUUGCUCUCCUUCAACACCAAUAAACCACAUAGUUUUUUUUUUUUUUGCAGAAUACCAGUUGUAUUAGAAAACCGCAGGUCAUCUCAGGGGUUAGGGUUUAGGGGUUAGGGUGCGCACCCCCUGCCCCCUGCACCCUCCCCCUAGAUCCGCCACAGUAUAAGCAGUUUUAGUAUUUAUUUUUCUCAGUGAAUUAAGUUUAUAUGACUUGCUUGUUGAAGGUACUGUCAGUGACAUAGAGGCCUUCUUUGGGGGGGGGGGAGGUUACAUAUGUUCCUAGUCUGAAUUUCAAAAGCGGUUGUUUAAUGUAUUGAAGAGGAGGCUAUGUCACUGUCGGUAUUUUGCUACCAACUGUGUUUGCGAUUUUCCUCGUCACAGUUGCAGUUUUCAACCCAUCUUCAUGUCAUUUGUUGCAAUUUCAUCUGUCUUAUGUCCCUGUUUUAAGGCUAUGUCAGUUGAUGUAAUUUAAUCUUAACAGGGCCAUAGAGUGUAUUUCUCUUUUAGAGAUGGAGAACUGGUGGGUAAAUUUAAAAAUCCUGGAUCUUGGAAAAUCUGAUCUCUAAAGUCUUGGAAGCAUUUGUUGUGAUUUCGUAGUUUUUUUGUUUUGUUUUGUUCUUUUUUGUUCAGUCUUUUUAGAAGUAUUUAGCUAGAAACUACCUGACAGAUGUGUUGUUUAAUACAAUUAUUUUUUGACAAAAAAUAAUAAUACCCCUGCAACUGUAAAUUGCCAGUAUUCACAUAACCUUUGAUCUUUAGUAAUUUAAUCUAUAUUUCUUGUCAGGAAAAAUUUGAUGAUGAUCAACAGUGGACCUUUAAGAUAUGACUAAUUUUUAGUAAAGAAAUAUUAUUCUUGAAUGAAGGCAAGAAUUGACCUGCCAUUUUCUGAUUGUAUUGUUGGAUUGUUAUUUGUCAUACCAGGACAAUGUCCUUGUGGUGGUCAAAGAGGUCAAUUUGAGCCGCGCCAGUGACAAGGAAAGAGCUGAUGCUGAAAAAGAGGUGGAUAUCCUGUCGCUGUUGAAUCACACCAAUAUUGUAACAUACUAUAAUCAUUAUAUCGAUGGUACCUCACUGCUCAUUGAAAUGGAAUACUGCAAUGGUGAGUGUUAAGCAGUUCUUUACUUUCAAUCCACUUUUCUAAAGUAAAAGGAAAAAAUUUUUAUUUACUGUUACACUACCUCUUUCUUUAAAAGAAAUAAUGAUUAAAAGAUGCCUUAUGCAUUUUAUUGUUAUUUAAAUAUUCAGGCCUGAAAUGAUUUAAAAUUUGGUGGAUUAUUUAUGUCUUCUUUUAUUCUCAGGUGGCACACUGAAUGAUAAAAUAUAUGCACAGAAAGAGCUUUUUGCAGAAGAGGUAGGCUGGGAGAAUACGACGACAGUGUACAUUGCACCUUUCACCUAUCCUUUAGUCAUGGUGACCAUUAAGGCACCAUGGACCUAGCAACCCUUUCCCUCCAUUUGAUUUUGUUUUCAGAUUCUUUAAGGGCAACGCAAAACUUCAACCCUUAUAUCCACUCAGAAAUGUUACCCUCCCAACGCUUCUUUUGUUGGCCCCUUCUUCUCCUUCCUUGCACUGUUCCUUGUAAAAUUGUCUUGGCAAGCCCUGCUGAUCUUGAUGCCCAAACCACUUUAACACUACAGUGUACACUCUUAGGGUUUACAAUAAGAGCUGGUGGCUGACGAAAUUCAUUGGUGGUAUAACUUUGAACUACGUAAAAAUCUGUGGUAGCCACCAACUUCAAUUAAGGGAUUUACAGUGUUAGUUAUUUACUUUGUUGUGUUGCUGAAAUACACUUUGGCUAAAAAAUAAUUAAUUAUUAUAUUAAUUUUAUUGAUUUGCUUUAUGACAGAUAGUAAUCUGGUAUUUCUUCCAAAUAUGUUCUGGAAUGAGUCACAUUCAUGAAUGUGGUAUUGUUCACAGGUAAAAGAGUGAAUAUGGGGUUAUGAGAAUUGUUUUUUUCGAAAGGCUAUGACUUAGUGUUAGUUCUAUGCUGCGGAGCUCUAAAGUCAAGCCAGCCUAAAAAGAAUAACAACCCUAAUGAGCAUGCGAUAAAACGAGUUGUAGUCUGUCUAAUUCCUUUGAAAUUACAUCCAAAACGCUUUUGGAAGAAAGGAAAUCUGGUUAAGAUCAAAACGAACAAUCUUAAAUGAUAGAUUUCAAGUUAUUUAUGUCCUAAAAAUGAUCUACCAGUUCGAUAAGAAGCAACGUUCGAAGUCAGGUCGAAAACGAAAUGAUAUUUACCCUCGGAAAGUGAUUUUAUUGUCCAACCCCCUCCCCUCUGGAAUUUCCUGGACCUCUGACCCCCCCAUCCCUCUGGAAUUUCCAAUUCCCUCCGUGGUGGAGGUCUGGAUAUUUUCUGGAACCACACAAUGAAAUAAAAUACUUGCCAGAGUGUAAAAUUUUUGUAGCAAUAAUUUAUUUACUUGUACGUUCUUAACUCUUUAAUGCUCUUCUAGUCUUCACAUGCAAUUCUCCGGACUGAUUUCGAAUUAGUUGAGAGAAUUGGUUUCAUAAAAGUUCAAAGCAUUUUCCCUUGGAUAUUAUCACAUUUUUGAUGUAGAAAUUUAUUUUUGCCUCUAGAGACAUCAAGACCCUUAACAUUUUCUUGACUAAAUCUGGGUUGGUGAAACUUGGUGAUUUUGGUAUCGCAACUGUGUUAAAAGGAUCAAGAGAAUUUAUGGCUGAAUCUGUAAGAUUUCAAUCUUUGUUGUUGUUCAUUAGACAGAAGUGGUUCCUGUUUUAACUUUAGUAAACUUUUCUUUUGUGUGACCUUGAUAUCUGGAAAACUUUAUUAGGCUUUGCACAAAACUUCAGUGCCUAAACUGACGGGGGGGUACUGGGAUGGGGGAGUUAUGGUGACAGAUGCAAAGUAGUUUCGGGUUUGCAAUUCAUGAUUCCGAUAUUUUUAGGCAAGGCAAAUGUGGCUUGUAGUUUUGGGUGGUAUAUGAUUUAACCAGGGAGUAAUACUUUCCAGGGGUAAAAUGUAAAGAUUUGUGUACAUAUAUUAAUAUUAUAUGCAAUGUUGUCCUUUAAUUUUUGUCUUGGUUUAUAUUGUCAACCCAGUUAAUUUGUAUUUUCAAACCAGUAAUUAUUAUUGAUUUUCAAACCAUUUUCAAUGUGUAAAGUCCAGCUGUAAUUUUUUUCAUUGGAGAGUGAAUUGCAUUUAGCCUAGAGAUCUUAGCAGUUGUUGACAGGAUUUAACUAAUUACCAUAUAGACUUAGUGAUUAGGGUUUAAGCACCUAUUUUAGUGAUUGGGAUUGAGCACUGAUCUUAUUUCUAAAAAAAAACAUUGGGCAGAAAUGUGUUAACAACAAGUAACUCUUUUGUUGUGAUUCUAAAUAGGUUGUUGGUACCCCAUACUACAUGUCACCUGAAAUAGUCCAAGGACACAAGUAAGUACCUGAGCAGUUUAAGUGGUGUGUUGAUCAUUGGUUACAAUAAGAUUUAAAUUUGACAAUCAAUUUUGCUCAAAUAGAUUAAAAGUUCAUUUUUCUAGAAAAAACAAUUUAAACAAGUGCAAGUGUCCUUGUUAUGGACUUUUUGUGGCAGCUUUAUUUGAGUUAGGGCUCGAAAAAAAACUUGAAUUCCAGCUGGUCAUUUGGGCAAGCUGCUCUGACAUUUUUCUUGCCCGUGUCCACUUCUCGCUUGUCCUAUAAUAAAUUAGUUAAUUAAUGAUUUUGUUAGAGGAUGCCUAAAACCUUUAGAAGUUACUUGCCCAGCAAGAAAAUUAACUCAUUCUGGACUACUGGAUGGGGCUUUUUGUGAGCCCUGAAAGUCUGAAUGUGCUAGAUGUAUGCCUGAAUUUCACAUGAGGUUCAACAAACCUCCCUGGCUUAUUAUUGUAACAGGAAGCUACAGGACAGUGUAGAAAAUUAAACUUUAAUGAACUUUAAUAUCAAGCUGACAAACAGUCCCAAAUGAAUUGUUUAUAUGUUUACUAUCAUCGUGGUUUUUGCCAGGAAAUUAUGAUGGGCAGCUGUCAAUAUGGCAGUGGUUAACAGAUAGUACAUCUAUUUGCAGAUACAACCAAAAGAGUGACAUGUGGGCAUUGGGAUGUGUUUUGUACGAGAUGCUCACCCUGAGAAAAGUGUUUGAUGCAACAGUAAGUUGAAAAUGUUUUCUUCACUACCCUUCAAAGAAAAACUUAGACCAAGACUUGACUUCUCUUUAAUAAAUACCAUUUCAAUUCAUACAUUUGUUGUUUCUUUAUUUCAUUUCUAUGCUCUUUUGAAAGUUCAGCAAUAAUCCAAAUUUUUUUCUCCAUGUUCCUUACUGAACCAUAGGAUCUAUUCAAUCAUACAGUUUACACAAAUGCCUUAUUUAUAAAGUACACUAAUUCAUUCUUUCCUAAUUUGUAGAAUCCUCUGAGACUUGUGUCAGACAUUGUCAAGGGGCAGUAUGAAGAGAUUGACUCACAAUAUACAAGUGACAUGCAUAGUUUGGUAACAAUUCUGUUAUCACAGGUAUUGUUUUAAAGUAUAUUUAAAUAAUUCAAAAAACUGAUAUAAGUACACUUAUGUCCAGGUUUGCUUGCAGCUUGUAAACCUGGACAUAUCUCUACCACUAAUGGAACAGGUACCUAGAAAUACUGUAUAAGCCUCAAAAGACUCUUAAUAGACCUUUGUCAUGCGGCAGCCAUUUUGUCUCAGGAGAUUUAAAAAGUUUGGUUUAUGCACAGAUAGCCUAGUAGAGAGAACGAGGUUAGCCAUGCAUAAACAAAGCUUUUCAUAUCUCCGGAGACAGAAUGGCCACAGCAUGGCAAAGGUCUGUAAGUUGCUACCACCUCGGACAAAACUGUUAAGUCAGUUAUAUUCCAACUGUUUUCUAACUUUUGUGCCAUACUUCCAUCUCCUCUAGACAGAAAAAGUAAGAAACCCUUCCCACACCCCUAUUCAAUGUUUUUUUGGUCUAAAAAUCAUUAUGUGUGAUUCUCGUGUUAUCCUGAACAACAUGGUACAAUUAACGGGAGGGGGGAAAUCAGACAUUCAUUUUGCGACGGUUUCCAUUUUUGGCAGGAUGACAGGAAAACAUAGAUAUUUUUGUGAGACAUGUGUUUCAACAUGUUUUGUCCAAGGUUGUACUGUAUCUUGUCUUCCUAAUUUGUGACAUUAAUUUUUUUUUGGUUGUGAAGACAAAAGAAGAAUUUGGCUCAUGAUUAAGAGUCACUUGUGGUGACCUUUUCUGUGUUUCAGAAAGAGGGUAAACAUUUGGGUUCAUGUACAUAAAGAUAAUAUUUUUUUUUUAAGGAACUCUGCAAGAAUUUAUAUCCAGAAUCAAGGCUCUGGAAGACACAUUUUAGAACAAUUUUUUUAAGUAAAACAAAAAUCCCAAAGUAAAGGGGGUACACCAUUCCCACCCCUUUCCCAACUCCACCCAUGCCAAUUGCACGUCAAUUAUUUACAUGUAGGUGCCAUAGACACCAAAUCCAACCACUGACCUUCUAAAGAAAAAGAAAAGCUCACAAUAAGUGGAAAAUUUUCUUUUUUUUUUUACAAUAUUACCAACCACAGGUAAAUCCAGAACUCUAACAGGCAACUUUUAGCAAGUAGCAUUUUGUUUUGUACUCUCCCAUUUGUGGAAUAUUGUGUUUAACUUAUUGACUUGAGAUAUUUAUAACAAUCUUAGAAUCCAGAUGACAGACCAACAGUUGCAGAAGUUCUAGCUAUGCCUUUACUAAGCAGUUUGGGAAGGUAAUACUGUUUUUCUACACGAAAACAAUAGCAGACACAAUCAUUGCAUGUACUAAAAAUAUAUUUAGAAACUGCAAGGGCAAUAAAACAUCACAUUAAAUUCAUUCAGUUUUGCUUACUGUUGUAUGACAGCAGUGUAAACCUAUCCCCAUCUCUAAAUAACGUUAAGAGGUUGGCCAACUAAUAGCCACAAGAAGUAGAGUAGUCAAAGCUGUCACAAACACACGGGACCCACCACUCCACAAAAUGACUGGAUGUGGUGGUAUCUUUGUGUUCUCACUUUUCUCAACAUCUCAAAGUUGGGUUUCAAAUUUUUCGUUUUAUGCCAUCUUCUCCUUAUUUGAAUAACUAGGUAGGGGGAUGAAGAAUUGUUAGUUCAGUAACCAGUACCUUUUGUCAAUUGUUAUAACUUUUUUUUCUCUUGAAGGGAAAUGCAAAAGAAAGUUUGGGAGUUGAAUGCUUCAGCCAGAAGAGCCAGGUAAGUGAAAUGUUCCAAAGGUUAUUAAGAAGUUAGCUCUAACAAGUUGAAGGAUGGCUUAACCUGAGAAUGGAUUGUACGGGAUGUACAACAAAUAAAUCGAACGCAAAAAAAAGGACUUUCUAAGUGUAGUUACGGACUUCUGCUCCAUCAAUUUUUUUAAAAGUUCUUUGGUAUACAGGCUUGUUAUAUAAAUAAUACCUGAUACCAGAAAUUUUAUCUGAAAAUAACGCCAAUUUUUUUCGGUAGAUGGCCAAUUUUCUUUGGAAAGUAUAGUCCACUAAAGCACCAAUUUCAUCAAAAAUAUUUAUCACCUAUAAAGUUUACUUAUUUUUGUAUUAUUGCCAAAUGGUAGGUGUAGUUUUCCUUAAAGGUUUGAACCCAACUUUUUAAGACCAAAAAAGUCAUGUCGCCCCAUAGAAGGAAAUCCAAGACAGUCUUGGAUUCUGUAUCCCAAUCGUUAGUGGGAUUCUGGAUUCUUUGAGCUUUAUUCCAGAUUCCAAAGCGCCGGAUUCCGGAUUCCACAAACAAAGAUUGAAAAGCUGAAAAUCGGUUGUUUUUACAAAUCAAGUCGGGAAGAAUUCUCGUUAUUUUGUGGGCGUUUCUAAUAAAACAAUUAUUCCACUCGCGCUUGUUGGAUAUGAGAUGAUUAUAGCCACCUCAGCGCUAUGCACCUCAUUGGCUAUCUACCAUCUCAUAACCAAUGCGCACUCGUGGAAUAAUUGUUAAUUAUCUUUUCCUUACCUUCCCUACCUUCAUUUGCCUGCUUUGGUUUAUUAAGGCACGCCAGUGGAUCAACAGAAGUUGUCCCUGUUAUCACAUCUAAAAGCAGUGAGGUAAGUAUCUGCAUUAAUGCACUGAAUUUGAUGGGUCCUUGUAUCAUCACGGGCAUCAUCUUUUAAAACAGUAUCAUUGAUCGAAUUUAUACUAGAGAGAAAUUCUCCGUCUAUACGAAUAAUCAAUCAGACAAUUCGUCUACAUGUAGGUAUAAAUUCGUGAAAACGAAUUGACAAGGAUUUUUGGCAUCUUUGUGUCAGUCUAGUUAUAAGUUUAGAGAACUGUCUCAGACAAAUUCUCCGUCUGUUAGUACGUCUAAAGACGUGAUGACAGAUAUAUAUAAACAACCGAAGAUGAAUUUUGGCCCAAAAUUCAUCUGAUAACCGGAAUUAUAUCUAGACGAAUAAUUCCUCUACAUAAAUUUGGCCAUUACAUUGGGCCACACUUUUUAAAUCCUGUCCAUCAUUUCAUUUUUUUUUUAAAGUUUUUGUUUUUUAUCAAAAAUGGUAAAAACGUACUUCCCAAAGUGAUUUAUAAUACAAAAGCCAACGACAAAGUUGCUAGUUAUGUGAUGAAACUCUGUGUUUAUUUUUGAUGUAUUGCUCCUAUGGGUUAAGCACUCAUUUUACGAAUUAGGGUUAAGCACUGUUUUGGGUUAAACACUUACUUACAACGCUUACUUACAACACUUACUUAAUGGCUUGCUGGCUCGCACUGUUUACCAACUAAUUCAAAGUGAUAGGAAUAUACUAUCUGAAUGUUUUACGAGGUCAAGUCGUAAAAAGCUAACAAAAUCUACCAUUAACAAGGUCGUUGGCUUCAUAACCAUGCAUGGCACUUAAUUAACCAUGGUGGCACUAACACUGAACUUUCAUUUUGGUUUGCAUUAGGUUUUUUACUGGGGAGGUGGAAAACAAACUCCUCAUAAAGUAGACAUGUUUCAAGGUGGACAUUCAGCGCUUCAGGUGAUUACCAGAUCCUUGUAUUAACUGAUUAAUUUAGAUUGAUAUGCAGAAAUGAUUUCUGCAUAUACAAACAAUUUUCUCGAUUGUGUAUUUUUUGUUAUUUUCUUGGUGUUUGACCAGGAUUUUAGAACAAAAGAGCGUCUGUAGGAAGGAGGAGGCCUGCACUACAAGCGUGGCGUUUUUGCCUUGCCUUUUUUUUCCUUUGAAUACUUGAGACUGUGGCUCAAGACUUCGAAAAGAACUGUAAUAGUCAGAAAUUCGAAGAAAGUGCAAACAAAAUUUAGGGGUUGUUUAACCUUAUUACUAGUAAAAAUGCCUUAUAGAACAAUUCAAACAAAGUGCAUAUAUCAUUUUGAAAAAAAAACUAAAAAACGUAGCGAAAUCUUUCUCCUGUUGUGCUGUAGAAGCUCAUUUAAAUGGUGAUAACCCUGGAUUAGGUUUAUAGUCUCGGCAGUAUGAAAUAAAACCUUUUGGAGUAGGGGAUUUAAGUCUACCAGAUUAAAUAUUAGAAUUACUUAUAGUAAACUUUCAUUUAAUUUCAGCUGGCUGUUGGUCAGUCACACUUCGCUGUUGUAACUGUUGAAAAUGAACUUUUCACAUGGGCUGUAAGUACACUGACCAUGCUACUUUCUCACCUUUUCAUGUGUAACUCUGUCCACCUUUAUCAUUUUCUCGUUCUUCCCUUUUCGCCUUUCUCUAACCAUUAUCCAUCGUUUCUUUAGUCUGUUAAUUUCCAUCCCGUCUGAAACUCUUGAAAUGAUCCUUCUCCAUCUUUUUACUUUCUGUCGCCAUCUUUUUCUGGGUUCUAUCUCAUCUGCAUCCCACCAGACAUCAUCACUCCAUCAUUUUCUCCACCACUGUCUUCAUCGUUAUUUACUCACUAUUCUAACUAAUCUCCAUCUUAAUCUUUCGUCCGUCUCUGUAUCCAUACCGCCCGUCUCAUCGACCUUCUUUUUGUCAGAUUCUCUUUCCUUUCUUCAAACUUCGUGUCCUCCAUUUUGGGCCUUUACUGCCGCAAUAGACCUGUUUACCGAUACGGCGGCCAUAUUGAAUUAAUUCGAUUUAAGGGGUAUUAUAGGAUGCCCAGGGGGCAUGAGCACAUUUCGUUUGUAUUUUCGAGCGCUUUUCGGGACAUUUUUCUUAAAGUUUUCUUAGAAAAAGAUUGUAAUGGAAAAAAAGAUCCUUGUGCCGUGUUUUGAUGUAAUAAUGAUAGCCAUUUUCCCGAGAAAUAUACAGUGAAAGACCGUAUUUCUAAUACUAAGCUAAAAAAAAGGCGAUGAUUAUUAAAUCCAAACACGGCACAAUUAUCUUUUCUCCCAUUAGAAUCUUAUUCUAAGAAAAUUUUAAGAAAAAAUGUCCCCAAAGGCGCUCGCACAAACAAACAAAAUGUGCUCAUGCCCGCUGAGCAUCCUAUAAUACUCCUUAAAUCAAAUUAAUUCAAUAUGGCCGCCGUAUCGGUAAAAAGGUCUAUUCCUCUAUUACCCUGUUCCAUAUACGUUUUAAAUCUGUCUGUACCCCUUUUAUUCUUCUAUCCAUUUCUCGCGGAAACCAGUGGAGGUGUCAUGAAAUCUCUGGCUGUUUUCUAAGGCUAGUUUUUGACGUGUGUUAAUUUUUUCAGAAUGUACAUGGCGGCAAACAGUUGGUAGGUCAGCUGGGACAUGGUGAUACGGCCGCUUAUCGCAUCCCCAAACCAAUCGAUUCAUUACAUGGAAUUGCCAUCAAACAAGUUGCGUGUGGAGAUGAGUUCACGGCGUGUGUCACAGGUAGGAAUUCAAAAUGGAAUGGUUUGGCAAUUAUUAGCUUUCGAAAGUGGAGUUUGUGUUCCUGAACAUUGCAAACAAUUGUUUGCAACAGAGCAAGAUAGAUUGAGGUUAAGUUCACCUUUAGUUGUAUGAAAAGCUGGAACGAUUUGACCUCACUUAGAAUAGUCUUCGAAACCUCUUAGAGAGAUGUUGCUUCUGCCUAUUCUGCUUAUUGUUUAUUAAACGUAUUAUUAUAUUUUUUUAGAGGACGGUGUGUUAUACGCGUUUGGCUCAGAUUACUGGGGCUGUAUCGGCUGCAACAAUGAACUGGACGAGGAAGUUGUUACCCCAUACAGAGUAAGAUUCUUUGAUGAGAAUCCUGUUGAGCAGGUUGCCUGUGGAGAGUGCCAUGUUGUGGCGCUAACAGGUAGGUUGCCUGUGUCUAGUGGAUCUUGGACGAAGACCACGUUAAUGCUUAGCGAACUCACUUUCCUAUAGAGGGCAAAAAACUUUUCUGAGGCAAACAGUUACUAUACGCACCAUGAUGUAUUUUUUCAAUUAAAACUGUUUUGGCAAAUUGAACCAGUGUGAUAAACCAUCAUCUUCUCUGAGAGACCCAUCAUUUGUGUAUUUGCGUCUUGUAGAUGUAUUUCUGAAAUUUUGUCUUAACGUCUACCAAACACAGAGCUGUAUGGAGCGUUUUCACAUGACGUCACGGCGGCCAUAUUGGUGUCCUGAAACAAUAAAACGACGGCCAUGUUGGUGCACCAAACCAAUCCUGUGGGCGUUGAACUCUUUUCUUAUGCAAACACUUUUUUUUGUUCCAAUAAACUUUGCAUAGCUGUUGGGCACGUGAGUGGCCACGUGAUUGAAAUAUACAGCGUUUUCAUUCACGUCGCCAGCAGCUAUGCAAAUUUACUGGAACAAGAGAAACUUUUUAAGUAAGAAAAAGGUUCAAUUCCCAGAGUACUGGUUUGAGACACCGACGUUUGCACCAUUUCGUUGUUUUGGGACAUCAAUAUGGCAGACUUGACUUCAUGUGUUAAGGCUCUUGGUGGGCAUUAGUUUGAUUUACUGUUGAUGCAAUCUUGACUUCCAUUGUUUGUGAAUGUAUGAGUACAAGCUUGUAGCAAAGUUGUCAUGAUUAAAUACCGCGUUGUCAUUCAACAGUUGCUGUGUUUUAUGGCCUCCUAAUUAGGUUUUUGACUCCUUUCUUCUCUUGUUUCAGCUUCAAAAGAAGUUUACUCUUGGGGUUGUGGAGAGUACGGUAAGCACUAAAGAGAUUUUCCUUUGUAAAAAAAUGUUUGGAACUGCCUGCGUUUGCCAAAUAGAGAGACGCCGUCUCAUCCAGGUUAAUUUUCGCGGAUUAUAUUUAUUCAAUUCCGCUUGCCUCCAUAAGUGAUGGACUAAUACAUGCACAGCUUCGUUCCCAGUCUUCCUCCGCUCACUGCGCGAGGCCUGCGGGCUAGGGUGGUGCUAAUGCUGUAGUCAACUUUCUUUUGUGUUUUUUUUUUUUUCAGGUCGUUUAGGUCUGGGAAAUGAAGAUGACUGCGCUGCUCCACAGAAGGUAACUUAGCAUGCAUAGAGCUUGAAUGUUUCGCCAUUUAAUUUUCUUGCAAUCUGUCUUGAAAUUUUCUUGAACUGUGGCGAGACGGGAUGCACGAGGGAGUCGUGAUGAAGGCUUUUGGGGAGCAAAAAGUGCGCAUUGGACAAUUGAGAGGCACUCACCUGCCGCCGUUGUGGCCUGAGUUCCAAUCCUGGAAACGACAUCAUAAUCCGACAGUUUUUUUUUCUUGAGUACGCCGGUUUUCCUCUCUCCUCAAAAACCAACAUUUCUUAAAUCUAACUCGAUCCGAAAUGUUAGACGAAGAACCACUUUGUGCAGCAGCUACCAGUAAAUCGUUGACUGAUUCAACGCUCGCUGCAACGUAACACGUCGCAUCCUUAUUCCUCAUACAAUUCCUCUACAACUGACGAGGAGAAUAUGUUGAACAAUCAACACAGUUACUGGCCAUUUCCUUUAUUCUCAGAACAUGAACGUUUGCUUAGGCAGUGAUAUUUCAUAGAGAAUUUAGAUUCUAGUUACUCUUGAGGAUAAAUGGUUAACCCCUCCAAUCCUAGACUAAGUUAUGGCGAGAUGAUCUGUCACUCUAACUGUGAACAAAUUUCUAUGAUGUUACCGUUCAAAUUUAACCUAUUCAACAGAACUUUCACUUGGUAAUAUUUAUUUCUUAGAAUUUUAUCAAAAGAUGUUUGUCGUUUUGGGGAUUGUUUUCUGUCGGCGUUGUUUGGUUGUAGGUGGAUGUACCAGCACAGUGUCGGCUGGUAUCUGUCUGCUGUGGUUCUGAUUUCACCUUUCUACUCACUUCAACUGGGCGACUUCUCGGUUUUGGAAACAACGACGAGAACCAGCUUGGAAUCGAUACACCACAGUCACUAAGAAAAAGGCAAAUAAAGGUUCGUUAUUUGAGUACAUCCUCAUUUACUUUUUUUAACGGAGAAAGGCUCACAAAUUUCGUCUUGCGAUGGACCGAAAAAUUAGUAACACCAAGCCAAGAACUACCGACUUGGUUUAUUGUCACAGUAUCUCGUGUUAAUCUUUCCCUGAAUCUUUCGUUUAAGACCGGCGGCUUUGACAAAAAUUUUUGAGGUAACAAUUUCGUUUCUUCUGUUUUCUUCUUCUCUGCAAAAUAAAGGCUUAGUUUUAAAGGAGUUGGAAACACUGAUUUUCUUGUCAGGUGCAACUUACUUUGUUUGUGCGAGAUCGAGGUUGCGAUGAGCAACCUAUGUAGAUAUCUGACGAUAUAUUUGAAUGUGUUGUGAUCUCCUAAAAGCAAGAACUUUCACCUGAUGAUAACUAAAACCUUCCCGGUGGCUGUGAAGAAGUCCAAGUGCACGCAAUGCUUUUUAUGGCGGUACAACCAAUUCGUCACUUUAGAAACGCAGAGGGAACUGGAGCCGAAAUGUGUCCCGCAAUUAUUUCUGGAUGGUUACUGGGGACGCGCCGGUCGGCUAUUGGUCAUUUUUUUCCGUGUCCUUAGCAACAACCCCAGAAGUCUUUGCGAACUUUUACACGACUCAGUUUUUUUGUCGUUUCUAAAGUAUCGAAUGUUCAGACGGAAAAGUAUUUCACCUGUUUUUCUGCUUUUUAAUUUUCAGUCUGUCUCUGGUCACUUUCCGUAUCUCACCCUCCCCAAACCUGUAAUGCCUCUUAACAAGUGAGUACUUUUUACACAAAGUUACUUUUAUCUAAUCGAAAAGAAACAUUUUGAUAUCAUUGGCGGGGAGUUUGGUAGACUAAAGAAAGCUGGAGCUGUCACCAACCCAGAACUUCUUCCCAAACGUCUUACGGAUGUUAUGUUACAAUUAUUUAGUUAUUGAUGUAAUAAGUAAUUGAUACCUAAUUUUCUAUAGUGACAUGGUCAACUGUUUUACACAGUCAGUGCUAGUAAAGACUUUUGCGUCUCUGUAAAUUGUUGCACCCUAACAGAAUACAGCUUUUUCGCCACCAACAGAAUUGCUCAUUCUGAUUCUGAUUCUGAUUCUAAUUUUCUUGGGGGUGGAAUGUCGUGAUUUGCACAUUCCAGACUGGAAUAUGAUAUAUUUUCGUUGCCUCGUCGACGUAUCCGAGACGAACUGCGGGAAACUUCACUUCUUCGCUUGCACCACGUGACCCGAAACGCAUUGGCCGUGCGGAAUAAGGAGGCCUAGAGACUAGGCAAGUAUUUUCAAAAAGGUUUAAGACGUUGCGAAAUUGACUGGGUUCGAGUUGAUUCUAACUGUACUAUGGGACUGUUUACUGGACGCCACCACCACCACCACCACUCCCAACCCCUUACUCCCAAAACAGUCUCGUAGUAUUAUUCUACAGAACACCGACCCUGGGCCAAUUAGUAAUGCUUUUAAGAGAAGGUAAGCUAAAUCAUUAACUUGGAGGUUUAAAAAAUCGUUUGCGCGUUUGACUGGUUUGGUGCUGUGUCAAAUUGCCCCUUUUUGAAGCUGGUUGAAGUUUAUGCUUAUUUUUUUUGUUGAUGAUGAUGUUGUUGUCAUUGUUUUUUAAGAUAUAGUAUAACCUCUGUCUCAGCUGGAAGGACACAUUCUGCAGUAAUAGAUGGUAAGAGUGACACGGCUUUGUUCAUUACUGGUGGAUUUCCACUGUCGCGUAAUCUUUAGGUGCUUACGCACGUAAAUUUUACGUGCGUAAAUUUAGAGGCAAUGUAUGAAGUGUCGCGCGUAAAUAUAAAAGUUGAACCUCGCUCAACUUUUAGGUUCACACACGACACUUCAUACAUUGCCUCUAUUUUAUUUAUGGAAGGAAAUUUUACGAGCGUAAGCACCUAAAAGUUACGCGGCAGUUGAAAUCCACCCUUAUCUUAUUGUGAUAUCAGUUCCUCGGCUAGGAGAGUAGACGAAGUUUUUCAGGUUACUGAUUUAUCAAGGUAUCAAUCGUGGAGGCUUUGUCAUGCUAGUCUAAACAGCGCGUACGUUUUGAUAGGAGGCCUUAAAUCAUUUUGUUCUUUCUUGGUAAUUUUCGCACGAAUAGAAUUUAAACUUCCUGAUAACCUUUUGAGAUGUUUUGUUUGGUUUUCACAGCCUACGGUCGGCUUAUAACAGUGGGCUCCAACAAGUUUGGACAGCUAGGACUGGGAGACUUCAAGCCACGGACGGGGCCUUGUGUCGUGGGAGGCGAAAUGGUUGGCAAACGAAUUGUUCAAGCAGCAUGUGGAGAUGACUUUACAGUUGUGGCUACUGCUGGUAAUAACUUAUUACUUACACUGGUUUAAACACUAGGAAGCCAGUUAACUAUACUUUAUUUGGCCACCUUUCGGUCUUUGACUGUUGUUUCUUUCCUCAGAUAACCAGAUCUACUCAUGGGGGAGGGGUGAUAAUGGUCGGCUUGGCGUGUUGACGGACAGCCUAAUGCGGGCCAAGGGUGGAAUCCCGUGCACUGCAGUCCCGCGCCCGAUUUUUGGUGCCCUACACGUGCUCUCGUGCGUGGCGUGCAGACACUGGAAUUCGCUUAUUGUGGCGGAGCGUGUUCUUAGUUCGCGCACUGUCAAGCGCGCGGGCUCAUCAGGGCGCUCUUUGGAAUCUCAAUCGUGUAAGUAGCCUACUUUUCUUCUUUCUUGUAGCGUUUUGUAUUUGUAUUUGUAUUCUAUGUCUAUUCUUGCCAUCCCGUUGCUACAGACGACAGGAACAGUUUCAAUGUUUAAAUAUGGCUCUAAAUAACAAAACUAGACCCUUAUGUUUAAGGAACGUGUUCUUUUCAAGCAGCAGGUGAUCAAAGUGACUCUGUUUUCUCGGAUCCAAUGAGACUGGAUAUCAAUCAAGACAGUGGUCCAGCCGAUGGGAAUUACCUGUACGGAGACUUGACUAAAGACUCUGGAGUUGGCCGCUCACCUCGAACACCGGGGCCUGGGUCCGACCCCAGAAGUCUGAGCGAGAGUAGCAUUCCGCCAGCUUGGCUACAAGAUGUAAGGGGGCGUUCAGUUUUUUUUUUUAAACCCUUAUUUGCCUGAUUCCUUUACAUCAGCUAGACUUAACUUCAAUACAUCGUUUUGAAAACGGGCUAGAGACACUGUCCGACUGGAGAUAGCCUCGUGUCUAGCAGACGAAAAUUUAAAGUCAGUGGGUGCGAAUAAGAGUAAAUUAGGACGUUUACGCAACCACGUCACUAGUCAAAUGUAUUUUGCGAUCUUUCAAAUUUUAUUGCAAUUACUCCAGCCCGUUUUAUUCGUCAACCGGUGAGAGUUGAAUUGUCUGAAACUGGCGCACCUAAGUGAAAAAAGAGACAGGAAAAUUCGUCUUCGUGUGUUCACGUCCUCAAUAAAAAGUGGCAUUUAGGUAUUUCAUGCCGUAGUCAUGCAGGGGCAUUAUCGUUGUCGUUUCCGUUGUAGUCGUUGCUGGGUAAAAUCCCCGAUGACUGCACAAUACGUCAGAUGGGUUUGUACGAUGGUUAGGGUAAAAGGCUGUCAUUGAGAUUGUGUGACUGUUGAUAUAGUCGAGUGAGAGAUAUUGUGAAAUUUAAGUCUGUGUUCGCACUUGGUAAGCCUGCACCACAGACGAAACUAAACUCUGGUUAAGUCCAUCUGCGAAACAGCGACGAAAUCUUUGUUCUGGGCCCCCACCUGUGUACCAGGAUUUGACUACGCGCUAUGAUUGGCCUGUUCAUGUUAAAAAGGCAAAGUAAGAGAAAAAUUUUCUUAUCCAAUUGUCCCUCGGACAAGCACUAUAUUAAAUUUGGUUGUCCAAUUCCCCGAGAGUUCUUAUCCAAAACGUUUUGCCAGGUUCCUAAGCUAAAUGGAGCUCGUAAAGACAAAUGAAAUGGUCGCGGUAUAGCAAAGUUAAAAGGAAUACUUAACCUUAUUUUGUCAAGUAUGAGGUUUGCUUUUAUGACUGUAAGGUAAAUUUUAAUUCUACAGUAACUUGAAGUCAAUUUUUUUCAACUGUUUCUGUAUUUUUUCUAAUUAAAAAUGUGCCUGUCCCACAGACAAGUCAUUUCAAAGGUUUACAUGUCCGAACUAAAUUUCUACCUGUCCCGGACAAUCGGCCUUGUGGAUUUGCCAAUCAGGAUCAAAGGAAAUUCAAAACGCAUUUCAGGUAAUUCGUUGAAUCCAUUGGAGGCUCAGAACAAGGAGCUCGGGGUUGCUUCGCAGACGUUACUAACGGAGGCUGAAUUACGUCUGCGACGUAGGCUACCCUUGGUGCCCAAUUACGAUUUUUCAUUUGGCAUUAAUGAAUACCUGCUUGCAGAUAUCUGGAUAAACCUCUUUUCGUCUUGUAGGAGCUUGAUCAGGCGGAGUAUAUUUCCAUGGAAUCGGGCAGCAACUCUGGUAGAACCUCGUCCCAGGCUACCGCAUCCAGUCGUGACCGCAAUCUCUCCAAUUCUGAAAGCACGGUACCGGAUUGGCUGAAAAAUGUAAGUGUUCGAUUUGCCAGUCUACAAAUGCAGAUAAUAGCGGGCGACAACAGGAGCCCGCAAUCCUAAUCUCCAGGUUGCUAUUACGCAUGCGUCGCAUGUAUGUAGCCAGCAUUCGUUUCGACUUCCACUAAGAAAGAGUGGAAUGGCACAGAACGCAAUUUGAUCACGCGAGUUUCAAACUUCUAUUCGUCGUUAUCAGAUCACGCGUGUUUUGACCAUCUGACACGUGAAACCUACGCAAAGUACAGCAUUGGAGCAAGAGCGUUUUGACGUUCGAUCGUUGUCGCCCGCAUUCCAUAACCUUUGGUUAUUACUAGUUUGUUUAAAAUCGUUAAUCAAAGACACCAACAGAAAAAAAUCCAUUUAACAUUAUUGUUCACAGGCUUGAAUCCGUAUUCAUUUAGACGCCCAUCCUCUGUCACACACACUUAGACCCUGUUUACAUGGAGUGGGGGACCCCGGUCUAGUGUGGUAAGUUUCUUUUGUUUUCACGCUCUGGGGGACACAAAACAAAAGAAACUUACCCCACUAGACCGGGGUCCCCCACUCCAUGUAAACAGGCCCUAAGUAUGUUGGCGUGGCAAUUGUUAACAACAAAUAGGCUUAAUUGACCAAUCUAAUCAGGUCAUCAGCCAGAGUUUGAUAUCAUCAACUGACGAGAAACAACUCACUUUGAAAAUGACUACCGCUCAGGUUGUCGAAACGUAAGUCACUGUCAUCAACAGUCGUAUAGACCUUUUUACCGGUACGGCGGCCAUAUUGAAUUUAUUAGAUUUAAGGAGUAUUAUGGGAUGUCCAGGGGGCACUCGCUCAGUAUUUACGCGCGCUUUUCGGGCAAAAAGAGAACUUCAAUGUAUAAUUCUCGGGAAAAAGGCGAUCAUUAUUACUUCUAAACACGGCACAACGAUCUUUUUUUUUUCCCGUUACAAUAUUUUUGUAGGAAAACUGGAAGAAAAAUUGGCUCGAAAAGCACGCGAAAAUACUGAUGCGAGUAUAUCGGAUCGUGCUCAUGCUCCCUGGGCAAUUAAUUCAAUAUGGCCGCCGUAUCGAUAAAAAGGUCUAUUGAGGACUACACUUUGCCUAGUCCCUGUACGGCGUCUUUCCAGGCCCUCUCAGUCAAUGCAUUUCGGUGACGUAUCCGAGACGAACGGCCGGGACCACGUGACCGGAAACGCAUCGGCCGGGCAUAAUAAUGAGGCCUAGGGACUGGGCAAGACUACACUCACACGGACGAUCAUUUCCUCUAAUUAUGACAUGACCUCUGGGUUCAAACCGCUUAUUACUGAAGUAGACUUUAGAGUCAGGUAUCUUUCGGUGCAAUUCAAAGAUGUCAUUUUGUUUUACUGAACGAUGAAAACUUCCAUCAUUGUUCCUGUAAGUUCAGAUCACUCAGUCACUUGUGCGUCGGUAAUGCGCGCGCUCUAUAGGCCACUUCUAUUCCAAGACUCUCUGUUACCCUGCUUGUCUUUGAUUCCUAUUUUUCAUUCUCAUUGUAUUUUCAGGAGCUCCGUGAGUCUGAAUAUAUUCCCAUAGAUGGCCAUGCGUCGCCCUCAUCCAGAAGCAAGUGAGUAGUUUUCCUUCUAAACUCAGUCGUCAAUAAGUUUAAGGUUAAUUCUUGGACUCCUAGCUGCUGGUAAAAUCAAGAGUCAACAAAAAAAUUGAAAGGAUAUUUCCUAAUAAAUCCUUUAAAAUAAAUAGCACCAUGUGAAAGUACUGCUGAAGAGGUUCAUAUGAUGAUAGUCAAGAGUUCUUGGGAAUAUAUUCAUCCAAAGUCUCUAUAUGUAGCUGUUUUUUUUUUUUUUCUGUCAAGAGCGAAGGAAGAAAUUUCGAUGACGCGUACGUGCAAAAGAAGCUAACUGGUGCCUGCUACACACGUUUCUUGUUAUGAAAACAACAUCCUUAAAUCCUAGAAUCAACAUAUCCUCCAGACACCAUAUUAGUAAGGUGCUGACAAGGAGGAUUUGUUUAACAAUCACGACCUUUUAUAAAUAGUCACUUCUUUUGUUCUCAUGGCCUUCAUGUUUGUUUACAGAGUGGUAUUUUAAGGGCAAAUGACUUGUUGGUCUUUCUUAGCGACUAAAGGAUAAUUUUUCACUUUUUAUGUUUUAGUGGGAUUUCCUUGUCGUCAGUAGCAGUUCAGUGCGAUCUCCAGCCAAGUAAGAGAAAAUCGUCAAGUUUUUGGUAGAUUUUGUUUAAAUUAUUUUAUUUCGUAGUAUACUAAGUUAAACAUUUGUUAACAGAAUUUUUAUUACUGCAUUAUAGGCGAUGUAGAAGAAAUGAAAGCUUUGUUACUACAGCUGCAACAGGAGAACGCCAAGGUUAAUAUAAUGAUUAUUACAGUGCUGGAGACUCGAUGAUACAUCUCACUCUUUUAUUCUGGAGAUGACUACCGAACAGGUUGUCGCAACGUCAGUCACUGUCAACAAAUGUCCUGUUCAGGACAUCGCUCAUUCGCACAAUCAUAUUCCACCAAGAGAGAAUAACGAGUCAGAAAUGAAGUCUUACGGCGUUAGGCAGGAUAUGUGGAUCUCACUCACGUUAUUUUAAGAGGCUGUAAUGAAACAAAAGUCUGAUUCCUGGGGCCCCGUACAUUUUAAUCGGUUGUUUGAAACGUCAUGAAGUCCGCGCGCGCCUGCCUCAAAGCAAACAAUGCAGAAUAUUGUAAUGGCGACACACCAAGAGAGCAUAAUGAGAGCAUAAUGUCCCCUUAUUCUAAAAGUUUGCGGACUUCUCCGGAAAACAUCUUCCGAUUAAUUUCAAGGGUUUAAUUUGUCUAAAAAUAACCUUGUUGAAAUUCACAUAUCCCAAGGGCUAGACUGGGCUCUGUCCCAUUAUUUUCUCUUGAUUCCACCUACUUAUGAAACUUCUAAUCUACAGUAUUGUACCGGUUUCAAUUCUGGUAUGUAUGUAUUGACUUUAGAGCGCUUUAGAUUCUAAGACGAGAACGACUACGAGUGCGAGAUUUUCUCAAUAGUAAGUAGCGCUCGCGCGUAAACAAGAGUCAUUUUGGCGGGAAAACGUGGUAGCCGCCGUCAUUCUACUACGAGUUUUAGUGAGAGUGUCGUAGUGGCGGAAACAAGUUAUCAAAUGUUUGAAGUUUUAGCGUUUUGCAAUCGGGAGAGGUCUUAAGCUCCUUCAAUAACGAUAAAAGUACUAACUUUUCUGGUGAAAAAAAGUGCAGUGAAGAAUUCCGGGUUGUCUACUUUUUGACAAUUCGCGGAAAAACUUUAAUUAAAUCAAAUCUCGUAGUCUUAGUCGUUCCCGACCUCAAAUCGAAAGGUCUCUUUAUUUAACUGAUGACUGGUUUGUUAGUGGGAUAUGAACCUAAAUCUUACCGGCAGGUAAAAACGCAGUGUCCGCCGCGAUUGUUCUUUCUCCUUGGUUUUAUUGUGACCACGGUUUCUUUUCUUUUGUUGUUUUCAGCUUAAGGAAAAGUUAGCUCAACAGAGUAAGAAAAUGAAGACUUUACAGCAAGAGGUAAUUUAUCGUCAAUUUUUUUACACUGGCCACGGUUGUUUAGAUGUUGGAUAGCGCUAUCCACUGGAUAAAUACUAUCCAGCGGAUAACUAUUAGGGAAACCCACUGCUCUCUCCAGUGGAUCGCGCUAUCCACCUUUCGAACAACUGGCCCCUGGCGUUUAUUUGAAUUUGCCUAGCUUUGUCAAACUACACUAAACGAAGUCAAACUGGUUUUGUUUUUCUCCAGAACAACACAUUUAUUGCUAAUCAAAAGAAGUUUUGGGAGCUGAUCGACUCGUGGCAUAAAGAUUGUCAGAAGGCUUCAUCACUGAGCUCUCAAAAUAAACAGGUAUCGUUAUACACGCUAUUUGUGCCUGUAGUCUCAGAUGUUUGUCCAGUUCGUUGUCAUGUCCAGACGUCAACGCUAAUGAGAUUCAUGCUCCUUAUGGUAGACAUCACGAAAUGUCCCCUUACCUUAAUCUUCACCUAAACUUAGAGCCUGAGAAAACAGCAGACAUUUCGCUACGGCACCGCUGUUUUCCCCGCGAAAUGACGUCUGAGAAACGACUGAUGACGUGUUACUACCUAGAUCUGGGUAUUGCUUCUGAUUGGUUGAAACAAACUUCCCUCGCAGCACGACCAGUAAGAAGCACUACCCAGAUGGAAUUUCUGCGCUCGUUCUUCAGACGUCAUUUGGCGGGGAAAAAAGUGGCGGCGUUGCGAAUUGCAGUUCUGUCAAACAUGACGUCUUGUGCGUCUUGCAGUCAAGCGCUCUAAUGACUGAGCAAAUCCUGCUGCGGUUGAAAUUGCCAUUCAUUUGGUGUAAUAUGAAACAGCCGUGAUCCGAGUGCAUUUCUGGUUAUUAUACAAUAACAUUACUUCCUCAAGAAUAAUUUUAUGAUCGGAAGUCUUCUUGCUUGGCGAAUUCUAUCCUAACCCUUAUCUGUCGCUGGCUAAUGCUCAUUUGUCCUUACAUUUUGCCGCCAGGGUGACAGCAGCAAUAGUCUCCAACCAUUAGCGGAGGCGGCCUCCACAGAGUCAUCUGACGACACAUGGGAUGUUUGAUAUUACAAGCUUUUUUCUUGCCAUAGUCACCAGGAUGAGGACACAAGAAAAUCAGUACACAUAAGUGUAUCGUAGCUAGUUCAGCAAUGGUGCAUAACAGUCAUACACAGUCUGCGAGCAGCCUGAGUCUCUUAUUUCUCUUUGUAAAGUUAUUCCAAGCUUAACCCAUGAACGCGAGCGGUGAAACCGUGAGCCGCAAUGAACGAGGCGUUAUAAAUAUCUUAUUGUAACGUCGUUGUUCGCAAUCGCUCGGGUGAGAACUGGACAGAUUUUUAGAGAAAAGGCGGACUGCAAGUAGUCGUGAAUAAGAGGGAAAAGUUUUGCUUAGCUUCUUAAAUGUUUUGCUUUUACGAGGUAAUGUUUCUUUUUACAUAAAGAAAAUCUAUUUAUUAGUCGUAUUAUGUUAUGAAUAUAUAGUUAGAGAGUUUUCUGGUUUUUAAUUGAAUAUGAAUUGGCGGUAUGUUUCGGGGGAGGACUUAUCCAUCGUCUCCGAAAGUGUAUAAAUUCCAAAUUUAACUAAGAAAUGUUGCUUAUUAUAUUUCAUAAAAUUCUAAAAAGUUCAAAACAAAUUAGAAAUUGAAAUUAUAACUUAAGUAACGUCGUCAACACUAGUUGACGAUCAAAUGAACCAAUCAGAUCACACUUAGUGGGCGCGGCUUGCCAAGCGCGGGAAAAAAUGGCGGGAAAAUGCGUAUGGGUAACUCAUUAUUCAUUUUCGUUUUACUUAUGAUUGGUUUAGAAAGAAAGAAACGUCUUCCUUGCGGCCGUUGUCUUUCUCGUCACGCAACGCUCUUCUUGAUGGAACACAAGCUAUGAUUGGACGCACGCGAAAGUUCUGAAAAUGUAACCGUGACUGUGAUUGGCUAAAUUGGAGGAGAUUUUGAGGAAGAUCAUUGCGCGACGAGACAAAUAAAGGGUGCGCGGAAGAUCACAAACUAAAGCGAAUUUUUUUAACCAAUCACAGAUCGUAGCAAUUCAAUUUCACGACCCGAUUAAAAGUGGAGGUUAUAUUUAGAAUAUAUCAAUUUCUAAAGUAAUUAAAAGAAAGUUCCGCGCUCUUGGUAACCUCCCUUAAAGUAAGAUAAAUGUUUGCACGAAUUUUCAGUAAUUCGAUGACAGAAAAACUGAAGGGUACAAAUUUGCGUCUUUAAGGUGCAAGAUUUUAUCUAUUUAUGACUGUAUUUAAAACUGUUUUCUAGUAUCACUUAAAUCAUAAUACGGUAUUUAAGGACAUUUAAAUGGCUAAACUUUCAGCACGCAGAGUAGUUCUUACUAUAACAAACUUGUUUAGUGAAUUAGUUUAUGUUCACGCUUACCGGAAAGAGUGCUUUUCGUGCCGAGACGAAAAGCUACACGAUAAAAUAUGAACAGCAACGGUACUGAACUGGAACAAGUCAUUCACACACAUCGAACAUCAUGCCGGAGCGGUUGGCCUAGCCUGUGUAGCUGGCGGUAUUGUGUAGUCGUCGAGUGAGAUUUGGCGGCGGAGCCGUCACGAUUUCAACCGCCUCGUCCCUACUCCCUUUUUUUGGAACACGGCUCCGCCGCCAAAACUUUAAUCUCGCACCCACACAAUACCGCCAGCUACGCAGGCUACGGUUGGCCGAGAGGGUUCGGUGAACUAAAUCCCAAUCCUCACUCCUGAAUAUUUACCCGUCUCAUUCCGUUCCAGUCCUCUUUGAUACUUUUUCACUUCCGCUACGGACCGAAUACCUGUGCGCGCGAAGUGCGCGCUCGGUGCAGCUUCGCUCUGUGACAGAAAUCGCGCCGAAAUCACUGUUCUUGUGUGUGAAAAGAAGCUGUAUCUGGUACGAUUUUCGCGCCUGAGCAAAAGCCAUGCGGUAGAGCGUGAACAAUUAACCUUAAUAAUGGUAAUCUAUUUAUGGUUCGACAAUGAAGCGUUCCGGAAUAUACAAAUAA